AUAUAUUUGCACGUAAGCCUCUUCAUCCAACCCAACCCUCUCUUUCUCUCUUUUUCUCGGAACGCUACUAACUGCCAUGGCAAAGAAUGUGGGGAUUCUCGCUAUUGACAUCUACUUCCCUUCUACUUGUAUUCAACAGGAAGUGCUUGAGGCUCAUGAUGGUGCCAGUAAAGGGAAAUAUACCAUUGGACUUGGUCAAGAUUGCAUGGCGUUUUGUACAGAAGUAGAAGAUGUCAUUUCGAUGAGUUUGACAGUAGUUUCUUCCCUUCUGGAGAAGUAUAAGAUAGACCCUAAACAAAUUGGUCGGCUGGAAGUAGGUAGUGAGACUGUGAUUGACAAAAGCAAAUCCAUCAAAACUUUCCUAAUGCAGAUCUUUGAGAAAUAUGGAAAUAGCGAUAUCGAGGGUGUUGAUUCAACAAAUGCAUGCUAUGGAGGAACUGCUGCUUUGUUCAAUUGUGUGAAUUGGGUGGAGAGCAGCUCAUGGGAUGGGCGAUAUGGACUUGUUGUUUGCACAGACAGCGCUGUAUAUGCUGAAGGACCUGCUCGGCCUAGUGGUGGAGCUGGCGCUGUUGCCAUGCUAAUUGGUCCUGAUGCUCCCAUUGCUUUUGAAACCAAAUUGAGAGGAAGUCAUAUGGCUCAUGCGUAUGACUUUUACAAGCCAAAUCUUGCCAGUGAAUAUCCAGUUGUUGAUGGAAAGCUUUCUCAAACUUGUUACCUUAUGGCCCUUGAUUCUUGCUAUAAUCUCUUAAGUCACAAAUAUGAGAAACUGGUGGGAAAACAAUUUUCUAUUUCUGACGCUGAAUACUUUGUAUUUCAUUCUCCAUAUAACAAGCUUGUACAGAAAAGUUUUGCUCGUUUGGUGUUCAAUGACUUCUUGAAAAAUCCCAGUUCUGUGGAUGCGAUUGGCAAAGAAAAGCUGGAACCUUUUGCAACAUUAUCUGGUGAUGAGAGCUAUCAAAGUCGGGAUCUGGAAAAGGCAUCCCAGCAAGUUGCAAAGCCGCAAUUCGAUGCAAAGGUGCAACCAACCACCUUGAUACCAAAGCAAGUUGGCAACAUGUACACCGCAUCUCUUUAUGCAGCUUUUAUUUCACUUAUUCACAACAAGCAUAGCACAUUGGACAGUAAGAGGGUGAUAUUGUUCUCAUAUGGAAGUGGCUUAACUUCCACAAUGUUCUCCUUGCAACUACGUGAAGGUCAAUUUCCAUUUAACUUGUCAAACAUUGUCAAAGUGAUGGAUGUUGCUGGAAAAUUGAAGUCAAGGCAUGAGUUUUCGCCGGAGAAAUUUGUUGAAACCAUGAAGCUAAUGGAACGGAGGUACGGUGCGAAGGAGUUUGUAACAAGCAAGGACACAAGCCUUUUAUCUGCAGGCACAUUCUAUCUCACUGAAGUUGACUCCAUGUAUAGGAGAUUCUAUGCUAAGAAAAGUAGUGAAAAUGAUUUGAUGAGCAAUGGUCACUGAUGUUUACUUAGAGGAUGUGUAAUACCUAGAAGCCAUUAAGUCAACUGUGUGUAGCAUUUAGAGGUUAUUAUUGUUUACACUAUAGGCUUUUUUAGGAACACUAAUUAUGACUAGAGUAGCAGUAUAUUGAUUUGUCAAGUAUGUUACUUUAAA
Messenger RNA from Vigna unguiculata (cowpea), 1612 nucleotides. Its product is annotated as hydroxymethylglutaryl-CoA synthase-like. NCBI's taxonomy places the organism in Eukaryota, Viridiplantae, Streptophyta, Magnoliopsida, Fabales, Fabaceae. Gene Ontology annotation, molecular function: hydroxymethylglutaryl-CoA synthase activity. The record is from RefSeq and is a predicted model, not a curated record. Gene Ontology annotation, biological process: acetyl-CoA metabolic process.